AUGAGCCCAACCCUCAAACGGAACGCGGACCACUUGGCCGCCUCAGCAGCAGACAGCAAGAAACCCAAAGGAGGGAGCAUUACCUCGUUCUUUGGCGUUCCAAAGCCCAAGCCUGCCAGCAGCCAAGCCAACAGCGCCCAAUCUCCCCCCCGAUCCAGCUCCUUCAACAAAGCUAAAUGGGUGGCGUCCCUCACACCAGAGCAAAGAGACCUCCUGCAGCUAGAGAUUGAUACAUUGGACGAGAGCUGGCUUGCUCACCUGAAGGAUGAUGUAGUCUCGACCGAUUUUUUGAACCUGAAACGCUUCCUGAAGAAGGAAAAAGAUUCGAAGGCAAAAAUCUUCCCACCAGAGGAGGAUGUCUAUUUCUGGUCCCGACAUACGCCAUUGCAUAAAGUUAAAGUAGUCAUUAUUGGACAAGAUCCGUAUCAUAAUGACAACCAAGCCCACGGUCUGGCAUUCUCCGUUCGUCCUCCUACUCGCGCCCCGCCAUCUCUUGUCAACAUCUACAAGGGAAUCAAGAAAAGCUACCCAGACUUUGUUGUGCCGCCAAAUAAUGGCGGACUAUUAACUCCAUGGGCUGAUCGAGGGGUCCUUCUUCUUAAUACCUGUCUUACGGUCCGAGCGCACCAGGCCAACAGUCACUCCAACAAAGGAUGGGAGCGUUUCACCCAGAGGGUGAUUGACCUCGUGGCUCGUGUCCGAACUCAUGGAGUUGUUUUCCUCGCGUGGGGGAAGCCUGCUGGCACACGAGUGGCGAAAAUUAAUCGCCAAAAACAUUGCGUGCUACAAUCGGUACAUCCCAGCCCGUUGAGUGCACAUGGAGGCUUUUUUGAAAACGGCCAUUUCAAAAAGUGCAAUGACUGGUUGGCUUCACGAUAUGGCGAGGAUGAAAUCAUUGACUGGAAUCUGGUGCCAACCAAAAAAGCUAUCAGCACGCCGCCCUCGGACAAAGAAAAUUCGUCAAAUGUAGCUAAUGUCUCAUCAGGCUCACCGAAAGCAUUCCCCUCGGGCGUCGAUAGCGCCAGCAAGGCGUUGCCAAAACCCGUGGCGUGCUCUGCAGACGAGUUCGAUGACGAUACAGAUGCUCUCGAAGCUCUGGUUGCAGCAGCCUCGGAAGAGGCCGAGGCCAAUUAA
Messenger RNA from Penicillium chermesinum, 1134 nucleotides. RefSeq names its product uracil-DNA glycosylase. The transcript has 3 exons. Gene Ontology annotation, biological process: base-excision repair; base-excision repair, AP site formation via deaminated base removal. The record is from RefSeq and is a predicted model, not a curated record. Gene Ontology annotation, cellular component: nucleus; mitochondrion. Gene Ontology annotation, molecular function: uracil DNA N-glycosylase activity. The coding region runs from base 1 to 1134 and encodes 377 amino acids. NCBI's taxonomy places the organism in Eukaryota, Fungi, Ascomycota, Eurotiomycetes, Eurotiales, Aspergillaceae.